This is a messenger RNA of Agrilus planipennis (emerald ash borer), 1055 nucleotides long. RefSeq lists its product as uncharacterized. The transcript has 7 exons. The record is from RefSeq and is a predicted model, not a curated record. The coding region runs from base 105 to 980 and encodes 291 amino acids. NCBI's taxonomy places the organism in Eukaryota, Metazoa, Arthropoda, Insecta, Coleoptera, Buprestidae.
UAGUUUGUUGGUUUUGUGAGGAAGUAUAUUUUUUUUAAUCUAACGUCACGGCUUGUUUUUUUUCUAAAAUUCACAUUAUUCUUGUUUCCCUUUAAAUCAAGAAUAUGCCUUUGUUCGCCAGUUUAAUUGAACAGCCUAGAACUACUUUACUGGAUAUUUUAAAGCAGAAUUUGGAAAUUACAAGAAGGGAGACGCACAUAGAUAGAAAGGUAUUAAUUGGAGAGCAUGACUUGGGAAUGUCACCGAAAUGGGGUGUAGGGGAGUCAAUUCGAAACGUUGCUGAAGAAAUAAAUGAAGAGUACACCGAUGAAAAAUUAACUGGAGUUUUACUGUGUUAUCCUAUUUACUUUUGUGUAGUAAUUGAUGGAUCUGAAAACACCCUUAGUAAAUUCAUAACGAUGCUUAUAAAAAAGUAUGGAAGCCAAAUUAGAAAGUUUAAGAUGUUGGCCCAUUUUCAUAAUAUUUACGCGAGAUUUGUAGAUGAUUGGAUUGUAGCAUCAGGAAAGCCUCCAAAAUUAUGGAAAAAGAUGCCUACUGACGCUGACAUCGAAAGGACUUUUAAAUAUGUCACAUUUUGCGUUAAAAAGUUGUUUGGACUUUGUACUCAAAUAAAGCAGCAAACCCCGCAAGUGCAAGGGGCCGUCUCCACAUUGGAGAUUGGUAAAUCUAGCAUGUCCUUUGAAUAUUCUACUACAACUUUGGAAUCAUCAAUUAGCUUAUUAAAUACAGGUCCUGUGUCUUCUUUCGGUGCACAAGAUAAAGGUAAUAAAUGGAGAGACUUUCUUCCCGAAUAUGGAUUACUUCAGUUUCUUUUGGAUUCACCUUACGUAACUAAUGUUUUUGAUCUGCUCAAUAAAAUGAAAACAGUUCCAGUAUUGGAUAUAACAGAAGAUUUUUGUUGGCCUCAUGGAGAAUCUAUAAAUAUUGAUGAUUUUUUCAAUAAACCUAGUGAUCCGGCUUCCGAUCUUCCACUUCGGUAAUUGACUUGAUGUAGGUACCUACAUAUAUAUGCAGAAUAUGCUUGGAUAUUGGACGAAGUUAUUCCUUUUAAAUGU